Molecule: messenger RNA, 2763 nt
Organism: Dreissena polymorpha
Lineage: Eukaryota; Metazoa; Mollusca; Bivalvia; Myida; Dreissenidae
Product: E3 ubiquitin-protein ligase TRIM71-like
Exons: 3
Coding region: 251-1930 (559 amino acids)
Biological process (GO): positive regulation of DNA-templated transcription
Cellular component (GO): nucleoplasm; chromatin
Molecular function (GO): ubiquitin-protein transferase activity; zinc ion binding
Source: RefSeq, a predicted model, not a curated record
AUACCGUUCUAAAUAAUGACAUUCAGUAACCUGAUAUCGAUUGUUCAAUAUAUUGAGCAUAAAUCGAGUCAAGUUGUUUCAAAUACUGUUUUUAGAGAUUAGGCAAUUGGAAUGUGUGAUAUAUUUUUUUACACUCGUGAAUUUCUUACAGCUCUUAGAAUCUGUAAAUGAACGGAGUCAUAUAUUCUUGAAAUAUUAAACACAAUAUUUACAUUUCUAGUUUCGUUUUACAUUUGUUGAUUGUGUGACAAUGGCGGAGAAAGGAUCAGAUUUAUUAUAUGACUUUUGCUGCAAUGUGUGUGAAGAGAAAAAUGUCAACAAGGAAGCCAUGUUUUACUGUCAGAAGUGUUCAAAAGGCCUUUGUGAAGACUGUGAAGGGCUCCACAAAAUGUUUUAUUCGUUGCACAUCGCUUAUGAGAAAGGAGAGAUUGAUAAAUGGCCUGCUACAACAAAAUCAUUUGAUGAUUUGCAAUUUUGUCAACAUCAUUCUGAUCGUCUGAUAGAGAUGUUUUGUGAAGAUCACGGCAAAUUAUGUUGCGCCUUGUGUCUCUUCCAUGAACACAGGCCCUGUGUCAAGCUGGUGCUGAUAACAGAAAAAACACAAGCUGUUUAUGAUGCGGGGGACUUUCAUCAAAUUUCUGCAAGUAUCAACGAUGCCCAGCAAAAGCUUGAAACUGCAAUUGAUGAUACACAGGAAUUUCUGAAGGAACUUCAGGAUUCGUAUGAGAAAGCUUCUGAAGAAAUAAAAGGGCUUCGUCAGAAAAUAAACGACAUACUAGAUGAAUUAGAGAGAAAAACAGUGCAUUCGUUAGAUAACAUGUUGCAAAAAUUGAAACAUUCUUUACAAUCAAAUGAGAAGAAGUGUUUUAAGGCUACGGACGGUUUCAAGAAAAUAAGCGAUGCAAUUAAUAAAGUUAAAAAGGAUCCAAAGGAUCUGUCAUUUAUAGCGUACCAGAAAGCAUUGGAAAUGGUUUCACAAGCUGAGAAUCUGUUAAAGACAUUGAUUGUUCACAGGGGCUCUGUCGUUACGUUCAAUAGCAACCCGAGUAUUUAUGGAACACUAUCAGGUUUCUCAUCUCUUGGAAAUAUUGAAUGCGCUGAAAUUCAGCCGGAAAAGAGCAAACACAGGAUACUCGAGUUUACGACUAAAUCACUUUACAAUAUUCGAAUAGCAUCUGACACAUCUCAAUGGGACAUCAGAGGCAUAUGUGAGCUACCUGGUGGAGACAUUCUAAUCGCUGACCGAAAGAACAAGAGGGUGAAGUUGAUUGAUGCUAUGUACAAAGUUGUCGCUCACCUUGACAUGCCUACUUUGCUUUGGGACAUGUGUAGUAUCAGUCCUACUGAGGUCGCUGUUACAGUUUCAUCCUGGCGUAACACCAAAACUGUCCAGUUUCUCAAGGUCAACAACAGGCAGAUAGUUAAACAAAGAGUACUUAAGUUUCCACAUCACUGUAAUGGUAUUUCUCGUUAUAAAGAGCAUCUGUUUAUUUCAUCAUUCACUGCCUUAUAUAAGUACACAAUGGACGGUCAGCUGGUGAAGAAGAUCUAUCAAGACACUUCAUAUACUUACUCUGUGUACAAGUGCGCAGUAAGUCCCGAUGGAUCACGGCUGUAUGUAACCAACUACUCGCUCAACAAGCUCCUAAUCCUGUCAAUGGAUGGGACUGUCCUGUCAUCUUUGGACGAUCCCGCACUUCGUGGGCCUACAGGUAUACACGUGUCAGAGACAGGACUGAUGCUGAUAUGUGGCACUGAAUCAAACAACGUAGUACAGGUGGAUGAUGAUGGGGGAGUGGUGACGCUGGCUUCCGAGGAGGAUGGUCUGUUUAGACCAGAGUCUGUAUACUACAGUGCGAGUACUGGCAGGCUGAUUGUUGGAAAUCAGAAUAAGAAUAUAUUGGUUGCUGAGAACGCAUGUUGCUGGUAAAGAGUAUAAUUAAUUUUGCUUCUGAGUCAAGGUUAACUCGGCAAACUAAUGGUUUGUUAGUUGUUAAAUUUCUGUUUGUGGGGAAAUGGCAAUGUAUGAUGAUGCGGAUGCCUGUUAACAGCUUUUCUUGAGAGAUCAAAACAUUUAAGGGUGCGAGAAUGUAAAUUAUCAAUGCACCCGUUCUUAUGUACCGCAUAUUUGACUAUGCAAUAUUAAAGAGAUGUUUAAAUAAAGUAAAAUGUCUAUAAACUCUGUACAAUAAAACACAGUAUUUGAAAUAUAAGUAUGAUAUUUGAAAUAAAGAUAAUAAAACUAGUACAUAUGUAGGUUAGGGUUGAAAUCGGAUAAAAAGAAAUGCUUAGAAAACAUUCACUGCGUCGAAUGGUAUAGCUAUUAUGCAGAUAUUUGUAUUCGACACUUAUCUGGGAUCGUAUUCACGAGACUUGAAGAUAAAAUUUCAGGCAUUCCUUAAUUGGAUAAAAUUUCCUCAAUCCUAGCAAUUUUUAUAGCAUAACAUGUUUUAAACAACUAAAUGUUUCUAAUAUAAUUACUUUUAUAUAAAAAAGAAAACUAUUUUGCGAUUUGCUCUUGUGUGUACAUAUUAUUGUAAGAGUUCUCUUGAGAGCUUUGGGAAUACCAGUCCUUGUAUCCUAAGUAUCUCACCUAUAUUGCAUUGUCUUUAUUUUUAAAAACAGACAACAAUGAGAACGAUUAAACGAAUUCAAUUGUUGUUUUGUUAAUGGAAGCAUGAUGAUGGGAACAUGUGGUAAAAAUUUUAUUUUAUCAAAAAAUGGUAUAUAUAUAUAUAUAUAUAUAUAUAUAUAUAUAUAUAU